Messenger RNA from Phragmites australis (common reed), 3108 nucleotides. RefSeq lists its product as uncharacterized. Gene Ontology annotation, molecular function: DNA helicase activity. The coding region runs from base 1 to 3108 and encodes 1035 amino acids. Gene Ontology annotation, biological process: DNA repair; telomere maintenance. The record is from RefSeq and is a predicted model, not a curated record. The transcript has 4 exons. Lineage: Eukaryota; Viridiplantae; Streptophyta; Magnoliopsida; Poales; Poaceae.
AUGUAUUGUACUCGUGUUGUUAUUGAAAACUGCAAGCAUUGCAACGCGAAGAAGUUCGAGCAUGAGACAAAUGGGUUCUGCUGCCGUAAUGGAAAGAUUAAACUAUGUACCCCAGAAACACCACCCGAGCUCAUGAGGCUCUGGUCGAGUUCAGACGCUGAUGCUAGGCACUUCCGUGAAAGCAUUAGGUUUUUCAAUGGUCAUUUCUCAUUCACUUCACUAUACUGUAACCUUGACGGUGAGACCACUGACAUGAGAAAAAGUGGUAUUUACACGUUUCGUGCCCACGGCCAAAUGUACCACAACAUACGGUCGUUUGGUAUAGACGAGACCGAACCCAAGCACUUGGAGCUUUACUUCUACGAUGAUGAUCCCAGUCUAGAGCAUCGGUAUCGCCGUUGCCGCGAAGAGCAGUACCAGCAAGACAAGGAACUUAUCAAAAAGCUGGUUGACAUACUUCGUGACAACCCGUACUCUGAACAACUCAGGAGUAUGGGACAGGUUGAGGACCUUGAUGACUACCGUGUGACACUGAACCUUGAUCAUAGGUUGGACCAGAGAACAUAUAACAUGCCAGCCACUUCGGAGGUGGCCGCUGUUUGGGUUGAGGGGAGCGAACGCCGAAGAGGCGAACUCGGCUGGCAUCCCGAUAUCCCAAAGGUCGGUGUGUCCAUUAAUGCAGUGACCGCGGCUCGUGCGGCUCGUAUGGCUCGUGGUAAUAAUCAUGAGGACCCAGAUUCUAAUGGUAGGCUAUGCGUGUCCGUGCGGGAUUACUACUGCUACAAAUUCCAGAUACGGCCAGGGAUAUUCAACCCAAUACUGUUUGGCAAGCGACUUUUUCAGCAGUUCGCGGUCGACACAUACAUCAAGAUCGAAAGCUCACGGCUGGACUACAUAUGGGCUCAUCAGAAGGAGUUAAGGGCGGACCUAUACCAAGGCUUGGUGGACAGCGUGCAUGCCGGGGAGGGUAGAGCGGACGCGGUUGGAAAACGGACCGUGCUGGCUACAUCAUUUAUCGGUGGACCUCGGGAUAAGAGGCGUCGAUACAUGGAUGCUAUGGCUUUAGUGCGAAAGUAUGGGAAGCCGGAUGUCUUCCUCACAAUGACAUGCAAUCCAAACUGGGAUGAGAUCACACGCGAGCUCUACCCUAGCCAAAUACCCCAGGAUCGUCCGGAUCUCGUCGUGCGUGUUUUCAGGGCGAAGCUAGAGGAACUAAAAAAGCAGUUGCUUGAUAAGCACAUGCUUGGCAAGGUGAAGGCCUACGUCUAUGUGGUUGAGUUCCAAAAGAGGGGUCUACCGCAUGCCCACUUCCUGCUCAUCAUGAAGGGGCGGUACAAGCUCACAUGUCCAGAGCAGUAUGAUUGUAUCAUCUCUGCCGAGCUCCCGGACAAGCGUAACUACCCAGAGCUAUACAAGAUGGUUGUCAAGCAUAUGAUGCAUGGCCCUUGCGGUGUGCUGAACCGUGAUUGCCCGUGCACGAAGGACCGUCCGUCAUGCAAGAAUCAUUACCCGCGGUCUUUCAACGCGACUACCUUACAAGGAAAGGACUCCUACCCGAUGUAUAGGAGACGUGAUGAUGGCCGGCAUGCAAUGGUUCGAAAACACGAGCUAGACAAUAGGUGGGUUGUCCCAUACAACCCUUACCUCCUACGGCUGUUCAACUGUCACAUCAAUGUUGAGGUAUGCUCGAGCAUAAAGGCCGUUAAAUACCUAUUCAAGUACAUAUACAAGGGCCAUGACCGGGCGUCUGUGUCUGUGAACGAGGCUGACAGGAACGGCAACAUCGAUGAGAUCAGGCAGUAUAGGGACGCGAGAUGGGUGACCCCCCCGGAAGCCUUGUGGAGGAUAUACGGCUUUGACCUGAGCAAGAACUCACCACCUGUGAUGCAACUACAACUUCAUCUCCCGAAUAUGCACAUGGUUUCGUUUCAAGAGGGCCAAGAUAUCCAAGAAGUGCUCAAUCGAGAAGAUGCGGAGAAGUCAAUGCUAACAGAGUAUUUCGAGGCGAACAGAGUACAUGAGCAUGCUCGGGGUAUCUUGUAUCGGGAUUUUCCCGAGUGGUAUACUUGGCAGAAAGGUAAAAAUAAAAAUUUUUGGCAACGAAGGAGACGAGAAGGUGGACAGGUUGGUAGAAUCGUGUCAGCUCAUCCAGCCGAGGGGGAACGCUACUACCUACGGGUUCUCCUAAACCACGUGACUGGUGCCACCUCCUUUGCUAACCUAAGGAUGGUUGACGGUGAGAUCCUACCUACCUUUCGUGAAGCCGCAGAGAGAAGGGGCCUGAUUGAGGCAGACAACACAUUGGACGAGUGUCUUACGGAAGCCGAGUUGUUCCACAUGCCACCAUCUCUCCGAAGGCUCUUUGCAACAAUAUUGGUAUUCUGUGAGCCAUGCGAUGUGCGUGGACUCUGGAACAAGCACCGGGAGGCAAUGUCGGAAGACUAUCGUCGCAUCAAUCCAUGCACACUCGCUGUCCAACAAAUGGUUUUAAUAGAUAUUAGAAACAUGCUACAAUCAAUGGGUAAAGAUAUACGGUCGUUCCCUCUCUCUGAGAUUGACGAGGCACAUGACACGGCAAACGGUGUGCCCAGGGAGAUCUUUGAGGAGUCCACGAUCGAGAUUGACCAUGAGCACGCAACUUUGUCGGAUUCCCUCAACGCCGAGCAGAGGGCCGUCUACGAUGAGAUUCUAUCUGCUAUUGACAGUGACGAGGGCGGCGUGUUUUUCGUGGAUGGACCAGGAGGGACAGGGAAGACUUUUUUGUACAAGGCAUUGCUUGCAACGAUACGCGGGCAGGAGAAGAUUGCCGUGGCAACAGCUACGUCCGGUGUUGCAGCUUCCAUAAUGCAUGGAGGAAGAACCGCGCACUCACGCUUCAAGAUACCACUUAAUGUUGACGAUGGUGCGUUCUGUAGCUUCACAAAACAGAGUGGGAUUGCCAAGCUUCUGCGGGCGACUUCACUCAUUAUUUGGGACGAAGCCUCCAUGACUAAGAGACAUGCGGUGGAGGCGCUGGACAACAGCAUGCGUGACAUAAUGAGCCGACCAGAAGUGCCGUUCGGUGGGAAGACGGUUGUGUUUGGUGGAGAUUUCAGGCAGGGCACAUAG